Gamsiella multidivaricata is the source of this 756-nucleotide messenger RNA. RefSeq lists its product as uncharacterized. The coding region runs from base 1 to 756 and encodes 251 amino acids. The record is from RefSeq and is a predicted model, not a curated record. The transcript has a single exon. Lineage: Eukaryota; Fungi; Mortierellomycota; Mortierellomycetes; Mortierellales; Mortierellaceae.
AUGCCCUUGUCUCGACCUCCUCCAGCCAUCCUCAGUAGCCGCAACGAACCCCCACCUUUCGCUCCCUCCAUGAAUCCCACCACCACAUUCACUCUCACAGCCGUAGGGCUCCUGGCAACCAAAAUCAAGUGCCAGUCCGAAAACAAAAAGGAGGCAUACACCUUCCAAUCAAAGUCUGACUCAGCCAGCCGCAACAUGACAAUCAAGGACUACAAAGGCAACCAGGUCUGCAAAGUCAAGAGCAAAGGCGAACAUCUCUUGGACCUAUACCUCACCACGGACUCCAAGGACAUCAAUGUGCAAUUCCGAGACAUGGUUGCCUUCAAAAAAGCUGUCGAGAAAAACGCCGCUGGUAAUCUCAAGGCACCCCCCGUAUACCAGCCCGGAGAUGAGGAUGACGAGCGAAUGGACCCCCGAUAUGCCCCCGACCCGGCUUCACUGGGUAUUCAGAAUAUCUGCUGGGCCUUUGAGUUUGAGGGUCGUAUCUACCAAUGGACGGCCAGUGGUGAGCAUGGCAUCCACUCCCCGCCAGGAUCCGACGUCCUUGUGUGUCAUUCGACAAGCGCUGGCCCACCAACCAAGGUCGCAAAGCUGGCAAGCAGCCAUACCGGAGCCUCAGAGAAGUUGUUCAUAUCCAACGCAUCAACGGCAAAUGUUCUGGACAAGAUAGGUCUCCAGAUUCUGCUCUUAACCAGUGUUUUGAGUUUGAUGGAGAUUAUGAACGACAGGAGCCGCGAUCUGGUCGACUUUGACUAA